UCAACUUAAAACUAUAUCUUCUGUCAUUGAGUUCUCAAAGUCAAGUUCACUCCUAGCGUGACACAACAUGAAGAGGUUUUGUAGAUGAUUACAUCAUUUUGUUUCAAUGAGGUAUUAAUUCUAUCAAUGAGAAAGUUCAACCAGCAACCAUGAAAAACUCUGCAAGAAAACAUGUUUCUAGAUUGAUGAUCAUGGAGCUUUUUGCUUCUGUCAUAAUAUUUAUCGGAAUUACUUUAUAUAGAAGAACAGAUUAUUACACGUACAGUAUGUCAUAUGAGCAUAUCCGAGCUGCAUGCACGCCAGGAGACGUCGCUAUCAAAGCAGCUGCCAUAUUCCCCAAUUACUCAAGAAAUCACAGCAUCUUCCUGCAGCUCAGUGACUAUUUCUGGACACAGACUUCAUCUUUGUAUGCUUUGCCAUUUGGCACCAAAGGAAGUGAGGAGCUGAUAAUGCAGGCGCUAGCUUGCUCCAAUUAUUAUGACAUACCCCAGGAGAUUGAUAGACUGCAGUGUCGUCGCUGUGUUGUGGUGGGGAAUGGAUACCGCAUGAAAAACAGCUCCUUGGGCGAGAUCAUUGAUAAAUAUGACAUAGUCAUCCGGUUGAACAAUGGCCCGGUUCAUAAUUAUAAGAAAGAUGUGGGCAGUAAGACCACACUACGCUUGUUUUACCCAGAAUCUGCGCACUUCAACUUGCUAUUGGACAAUAAUCCAGAGACACUAAUGGUGCUGGUGCCAUUCAAGGGUCUAGAUCUGAAAUGGCUGAAAACAAUCCUAAAUGAUGACAAGAGGAAUAAAACAGGUUUCUGGAGAAGCCCACCACUAAUCUGGAAAGUGAAGCCUGAGAACAUCCGAAUCCUGAACCCGUACUUCAUGAACGUUGCCGCUACAAAACUCUUGAUGCACAGUGACAAAACCAAGAAGAUUUCUAUAAAACCUACCACUGGCCUGAUGGCCAUUUCUUUUGCCAUUCACUUUUGUGACCUGGUUCACAUCGCAGGAUUUGGAUAUCCAGCACCAAGUAAUAAAACACCUUUCAUACACUACUACGAUAAAAGCACCAUAAAGCUCUUGAAAAAAUCAGGACAUAAGGUUCCCCUUGAAGCCCUUGCAAUAAAAAAUCUUCUUCGACACAACAUCAUUAAAAAUCUGACUUACUUCUGAGGUUGUGGAUAAAGGGAUUGAUUCAACAAUACCACACAUAUCAUAACUCAUUCAUGAACCACGCUGAAAAGCAUUCCAUGUUCAAAAGGUCUGAAAAUCCACUGAUUCAGCCACAUUCAGUUUUCUUUAUAAUGGACGGUGGCUUGUCCAUUCUGAAAUUUGGGACACCAACUGUAUCUGAACAGCAACAACAGCCAUGUUAAUAAUCACACAGCUUUCCUAGGCUCAGAUAACAGAGUUUUUAAGAAAGUGACAAAAGAGGAUGCCUCUGGGAUUGGCGCGGGGGCCCUCUCCCAACCAAUCAGAGCUGAGCUUUGACUGUGCAUAUGCUGUUUAGAUACCGAAGGCUAGUGUUUGCUCUCUGAAUGUCUGCUGUAACAACACCCAAAUGUAUUGAUCCACCAUUGCAAAUUUCAUACAUUUAGGCCU
Molecule: messenger RNA, 1589 nt
Organism: Bufo bufo (common toad)
Lineage: Eukaryota; Metazoa; Chordata; Amphibia; Anura; Bufonidae
Product: CMP-N-acetylneuraminate-beta-galactosamide-alpha-2,3-sialyltransferase 4-like
Exons: 2
Coding region: 150-1160 (336 amino acids)
Biological process (GO): glycolipid biosynthetic process
Molecular function (GO): sialyltransferase activity
Source: RefSeq, a predicted model, not a curated record